This is a messenger RNA of Cutaneotrichosporon oleaginosum, 2664 nucleotides long. RefSeq lists its product as uncharacterized. The record is from RefSeq and is a predicted model, not a curated record. Gene Ontology annotation, biological process: mitotic chromosome condensation. NCBI's taxonomy places the organism in Eukaryota, Fungi, Basidiomycota, Tremellomycetes, Trichosporonales, Trichosporonaceae. Gene Ontology annotation, cellular component: condensin complex; condensed chromosome.
AUGGCGCCGCGCAUCAAGAAGGCGGAGCGCCGUCCGUCUGUGUCAUACCUUACGGAUACGCUGCCGUCCGUGCUCCCGCCCAUCUUCGAGCAGGCGCAGAACACGACCGCCAACCACCGCAAGAACAUCGUGCAGCUGUUCAAGGUGCAGAGGACCUGCGCCGAGGUCACCGAGGAGACGGAGAAAGGCAUACGUCUUGUCGGAGAGCGGGCGUUCAACGCUCUUUUCAUCAGCAUGAUCAACCGCGUGCUGCCGGUCAAGAAGGGAGUCGCUGUUGCCGAUCGCGUCGUCAAGUUUGUCGCGAGCUACGUCGCUUAUACUACUGAGCAAGAUACAACCGAAGAGGAGGACGGGGACAGCAUGUCCCAGCGCUUCGUUGCCAAGCUCGUCCGGCAUCUCUUGGCUGGCACUGAGGCCAAGGACAACAGCGUGCGUUUCCGCGUCACGCUGAUGCUGGCCUCUCUCAUCAACGGCCUUGGAGAGAUAGACGACGACCAGUAUGUUGCCCUCAGGCAAGGGCUCCUCGACAGGGCGCGGGACAAGGAGUCGGCAGUUCGGGUGCAGGCAGCCCUCGGUCUUGCCAAGCUUCAGGCCGGUGAGAACAUCGACGAUCUGGAGGAGGGCGAGGAGUCUAUUGCCGAAGUCAUUCUUGAUCUUCUACGCCAUGACUCGGCCGCUGAGGUGCGCCGUGCUGCACUCUACAACCUUCCGCGCACCAAGGACAUACUGCCCGUUAUCCUCACACGGACGCGGGACAUUGACCCCGUUCUGCGUCGCACAGUUUACCAUGGGAGCCUCGGCUCUGCUUCUCUCCCGGAUGCGCGUGUCCUCACCAUAGCUCAGCGGGAGGAAGCGGUCCGCAACGGCCUGGGCGAUCGCGAGCCGAGUGUCCGCAAGGCCGCCGCGGGAAUGAUUGCGGGCUGGUUUGACCAGGCCGAGUGUGACUUGCUCCAGUUCCUCAACCGCUUUGACGUGGUCUCGAGCGAGGUCGCCGAGGAGGCUCUGCUUUCACUUUUUGUCACCCGCCCCGAAACGCUUGAGAGCAUUGACUUCCCGGACGAAUGGUGGAUUAAACUCUCGCCGGAGAAGGCUUUCCUAGCCCGAGUGUUCGCCGAGCAUUGCCUGUCGCUCAAAGACGAGUCGCGUCUUGAGGACGCUAUGCCUGUCGUGACUGCGCUCGCAUUCCGCAUCCAGGACCAGUACAAUGAGCUCGUUUCCGUUGCGGGGAACAACGAGGAUCCGCAAGAGAAAGCUUUCAUUGUCGGCGAGCUCCUCCGCCUCGUUCUCACUUUCGACUACGCGGACGAGACAGGCCGACGGAAGAUGUUCGCCAUGUCGCGGGAGAUGAUCGCCAUGCCAGACCUUCCAGAGGCGCUCAUUCCCCGCUGCCUCGACGUGUUGCAGAAGAUCUCGACAUCCGAGCGCGAUUUGAUCCGCCUGAUUGUCGACGUCGUGACUGAGUUGCGUGAAGGCGACGGCGACGUUGAGGAUCCUGAAUCGACUGGUCGAUCAAGUGCGGUGGGCGCAGCGCGCCCGGUCCCAGAGGAACAGAAUGCGGCUGUAAUCGACUUACGCUGCCUCAACAUCUGCAUUGGACUGCUCGAGCGUGUCAACACGCCGUUGCAGGAGAACUCGGUCUUCCAUGGCCUGCUGCCAGACUUGAUCAUCCCCGCCGUCCGAACAAAGACUGAGCCAGCACUCCGCGACCAAGGCCUCGUUUGUCUCGGUCUGUGCUGCAUGAUCGACGAGAAGAUGGCUUCCCAGUCUUUCGGCCUCUUCAUUCAGCAGCUGACUGCCGCCGAUGAUGAACUCAAGGUCAAGGUCGUCCAGAUCAUCUUUGACCUGUUCAUGGUACAUGACAUCCCAACGCUGCUGGCCGGCAUCAUUGAGCCACACCGCAUCGUCGAGCUCGUGCGGCACAUGGUGCUCCAAGACGCUCCAGUCGUCCAGGCGGCCGCUAUCGAGGGUGUCGCCAAGCUCAUGCUCACCGGCAUGAUCGAGGACGCCGCCGUGCUUCAGACCCUGGUCAUGCUCUACUUCUCGCCCGACACCGCAGACAACCAGCCACUGCGCCAAUGCCUCACUUACUUCCUCCCCGUCUACUGCUACUCGUCGAGUGCAAACCAGGCGCGCAUGCUCUCCAUCUUCUCCGACACGCUCAUGCACGUGUCCACAUUUGCGGAGGACUUUGAGGGCUCGCCUGACCUCCUCCCGCUCGCGCAAAUGGGCCUGAUGAUGGUGGACUGGAUUGACCCGGAGAAGGCAGUGUACGUCGGCGCACAGCAUCUUUCAGCUGACGAUAGCGGUAGUCACAAUGACCACGGACUUCAUCUCGAUCUCGCAAUCGAACUUCUCAAGCUCCUCCUCACAGAGACAGCGCGGGACAUCCGCAAGGCCGUCACCGGGUACUUCUCCAAGCUCAGCCUCCCUGAAGAAGGUCAGGCAGACGCAUGGAAGACCAAGGCGGCGUUCACCCUCGCCCAAAGUGUCAAGAACAAACGGCCCUUGUCAGAGGCAGCUCCGCGCAAGGCGUUAGACAAAUUCCAGGCUACGCUGCUCAAGCAGUACCCUGAGCUAGAGGGUUACGACGAGGACACGUUCCGUGCCGAGGGCGACGAGAACGAGGCAACUGCUGAGCUGUGGGGGUUCAUCGACGACGUGUGA